This is a messenger RNA of Ooceraea biroi (clonal raider ant), 13541 nucleotides long. Its product is annotated as irregular chiasm C-roughest protein. The record is from RefSeq and is a predicted model, not a curated record. NCBI's taxonomy places the organism in Eukaryota, Metazoa, Arthropoda, Insecta, Hymenoptera, Formicidae. Gene Ontology annotation, biological process: cell-cell adhesion. Gene Ontology annotation, cellular component: plasma membrane; cell-cell junction. Gene Ontology annotation, molecular function: cell adhesion molecule binding.
CGAGAUUCGCCAGGCUGAGCGUGCUAGUGCCGCCGCAGAAGCCGAAGAUUCUGCAGGGCGACUUCCUCGUAACCACCGAGGAUCGCGAGCUGGUGAUCGAAUGCAUAAGCGUCGCCGGGAAACCGCCUGCAGAGAUCACGUGGAUCGAUGGACUGGGCAACGUGCUACACCGUGGCAUCAAGACCACGAAGGAGCUGUUCGAUAACGGGCCGCUGUACACGGUAAAGUCCAUCUUGAGGGUGAUGCCGCGGAAGGACCAUGACAACACGACGUUCACGUGCCAAAGUCAAAACGCGGCGGAUCGCACGCCGCAGAACGCCAAACUUCGCGUCGAGGUGCGCUACGCACCGAAGGUGUCCCUGUCGAAGAUCGAUCGCAUCGUCGAAGGCUCCGAGCUUAGGUUCAAAUGUUGCGCCGAGGCCAAUCCACCCGACGUGGAAUACAGGUGGUUCAUCAACAAGAAAAAGGUGAUCGGGGAUUACACGACGGAGAUGAUUAUUCAUAACGCUACUCGCGAUUUGCACGACGCCACUGUAAAAUGCGAAGUUUCCAAUGACGUCGGUAAAAGUGAGGAGAGCCAGACCUUGGACAUACGAUACGGCCCGCAGUUUCGGCACCCGCCGGUCUCCGUGGAAACGCAUUACGGCGCCACGGAAAUCUUGCAGUGCGACGUAGACGGGAAUCCUACGCCAGAGAUCUUGUGGUACCACGAGGAUUCGGAGCGAACGGUCGCCACCAGCCCGAACAUAAGCGUCUUUGUGAGCCCGGACACCGCCGGCCGUUACUACUGCAAAGCCCGCGUGCCCGGCUUUCCGGAAUUGACCGGUUAUGCCAACAUCUAUAUUCGCGGCCCGCCGAGUAUAGUGUCGCAAAGGAUCCAGUAUGUGCCCGACGAAGGGGUAGUCAAGGUUAAGUGCACCGCCAUAUCCGUGCCAAAAGCGGAAUCAGUGGUGUGGAGCUUCGCCGGUCGCGAGCUCAAUUUCACGUCGAACAAUACGCCGUUCUACGUGCAAGAGGAAUACAUGGGCGAGAGGGUAGUCAGCACUGUCACCCUGCUGGAUCCCAUAUCGACGUAUUUCGGCGAUUACAACUGCACGAUCACGAACAGUUUCGGCACGGAUUCCGUCAUCAUCAAGCUAACAGCGCACACGUUGAUUCCAGUCGAUUGGCAACUAAUCUUGGCCAUCGGUGGAUUGGUCAUCUGUGUGAUUCUGGUUGGCGUCAUAAUCUUACUCAUUCUACAAUGUCGCGAUCGUAUUAAGCAGCCACGACCGCGGACAACGCAGACUCAGGAGACCGAUAUGCAAGAGACGGAUUCCAACGCUGAUCGAUAUAGGGAAAGCGAUAGAAGCAGCAACCUCUCAGAUGUCAAAGCAGACAUCCGAGCGGGAUCUAGUGUCAGCAACGCGGAAAGUGUCACGGCCCUUGACAGUGAAGGGGAAGGAAGCACCAGAGGAGUAAACGCCUUGGCACUUGCUGGGCCGGUGCCGAAUCCGUUAUCCGGUUAUCGUUAUAGCGCCGAUUACACCGAGCCCUCCUUCCCGCCGAAGAAUAACGAUGGCAGUAACAACAACGGUUACGUGCCAUACGUUGAUUACACCCGCGAUUACAUGCCGCCAACGACACAGAGCGUGGGCGCCUCGCGUGAGUCUUUGAGCAGGAUACCGUCGGGCGGUAUUCUGUCAUCGAAAAAAAUUGGGCUCAGCUCGGCCAAUCUGGGCACUUCGACCCCACAGACAACGCCGGUGAUCGAUCCGCGAUUUUCCGCGACAUAUGGCAAUCCCUACCUCAGAAUGUCAGCGGCCGAGCAGCUCCGACACGCGCCGCACACAGCCGUGCCGGGAGUCACGCCGGCACCGCCGCCCUACACGCAGGCAAUGAGAAUGAAUAGCUUGAAUACCUUGAACGGCGCUGGCCCGCAGGCCCCACUGUCAGCGCACUACAUCACCGGUGGCCCCAACGGCGCCAUGGCGACGGUGAAACGCACGUCCGCGGUGGGCACGUUAGCAACGCACGUAUGAGGCCAGGGGACACGCUCGAGACCGACGACGACAACGACAAUGACCUGCGACGCACGACAGCGCCUCGUUGACGGAUCCGAACGAAGCCAAUAUUAUUACGAUCAGACCCAUUACGCUCGCGACGUUACGGAACGUUAUAGAACGGAAUGCGAGCGACUUCUGGGUCAAAGGUCAGUGGACAGCGGAGGUCCCAGCAGGGUCAAGGACCGGGCACAACGAAUGGCCGAGAACGGCGAGGCGCUCAAAUACAUCGAGCUGGUGCUCCGGCAGCUGCGACAGGCCAGCAGAGAUCAUCGGGAGCUCAUGCGGCAACGUCACGCGAACUUCCAGCACGAGAUGAGUAAGCGAAUGAACGAGAGAGUCUGGGAUCAUCAUCAUCAUCAUCGAGAUGGACGCGUGGACGAUUCGACGUACGCGUCUAGAACCUGUUCCAGAUCCUCGAGCAGUCCGUGGGAAUCGGACGUCACCCUGAGGAAGUCGCGGCCGGACGUCACGACGAGGCUGCUGACGAAAAGGAGGGAUUACGGGGGAACGGCGCAGAGCACGGUCGACAUCCUGAGACCGGUCCACGUCCAGGAACGCGUCCAGGACGGGGUAGCUGCGGCCGCGUAUCAAGAGAUGAGAUACAUCCCCGAGAAUAUCGGCUGGAAGGACGCGCGAAAGAUGUUCGGUGCGUGGAGUCUGCCGGAGGCUUCGUCGAGCAACGAUCGAAGGACAUCCUCCACCGUCGUUUGAGCGUCAGCUUCGCAUCGAUUUCGCAUCGACAGGGUUCGUCGAUCUUGCGAGGACCGCGCGGAACAGCGUGGAGUAAAUCGAGGGAAUCGGCACGAGUCGAAGGCUCUCUCAUGCAAAUGGGAGAAAAAAUAUCCGUCGCGGAAAAAUAUCGUCGACGGACGACUCGUACGCGUUAAUACGCUUGCCGCCAGGACUGCGCACGAAAUCAAAUUAUCUCGCUACGAUAGUGAAUGUAACGCAGGAGAGACGGCCGGUACGAAAAGGACGUUGACAUCUCGAAGGAAACGGACGCACUCUCCCCUUCUGGAUCGAAGCGAUUAGAUUUGGAAAGGAAGAGCGCUGUGAGUAGUGUGCUCGGGGGAGGGUACGGAUAAGGGGAAGGCGAUGGUUGGGUUCGUGGAUCGAGGGUACUCUCUUCGGUGGCGAAAACAGACCACUCGGUAUCGACAAUCUUCUAUUGACGUACUUUAGAUCUUCUAUGUAAUAAGCGUUUAAUAAGUCUCGCUCGCGAGCGGAGAGCGACGUGAGGCGGAUGGUCCGGAAACGAAUCACGUCGCGAAUUGUUGCUGUCGCGGUGGUAGCAGCCGAUUACCGGGUGAAACGUCGCCACAAUCGACGACACGGAUUAUUUUGCCGAGAUCUCGUCUCAAGCUGAAACAGACUUUUACACCGCAGUGCGCCGUUUCCCCGGUAAUUCGUGCGAGACGCGGACCGGACCGGAAGACCGGGUUUGCACCUGACAUUUACAGCGUGACAAUUCUACCUAGACUGCCAGCAAGGCAGAGGUGCAACGCGCAAUGGGGCAGCAGCAGAGUUUGAAUCUUAUUUUUCCUCGCAACAAUCACACACGUGUUUGGUGAGCUUAACAUUACUUGAAACAAUACGUUUAACUCUCCAAAUAUAUUUUACAAGAUCUGAAUAUAAAAACAAGCUAAGUGAUUUCAAGAUAUUUUUCUAUCCGUAGGAGCUCGCGCUGUGAAUUUUGUUUUACCGGAGUUACGCCGCUGCUCGUUAGUGUUUCCUCUCUUGCGGUGCAACAUCCGAGAGAUUUCUCGGCGUUUGCAUUACACGCGUUACGUACUGUCGAACACAAACGCAACGAAUGUCAAGCGUAAACCUGCCGUAACGAGAGCGCCUCGGCUGCCACUUCGAUGUUUUACUGUGUCGCGCUGCCUUUUUGUAUUUGUAGGAAGAAAUAAAACACAGAGAGAUUAGCUUGUAAAAGAUGCUCUCGCGCAGCAUCCUGCGGACUAAGGGCGCACGUUAAGGAUAACGAUGACGCCGCGGUGGUCACGCGGCUUACACGACGACGGUAAGUCGCGAUAGGUCCGUGACUUCGCGUUUCCUCCGGCCUCAAGUUCCACGUGCGACGGACAGGUAUGAUAGCGUGAGUCCGCGUGAAGGAAUCGACACCGUGUGUUUUGCGGUUGUUCGCAUUUGUAAAAUAGAUAGCGAAAAAUCAUUAGGUAUAUAUAUAUAAAUAUACAUAUAUUAUAUAUAUAUAUAAAUAUAUUAUACACCUGUUGUCAAUAUGAUGCAUAGGGCCUAUAUAUAGUUUGACGGCACUACGUGAAAGCGAAUUCUAUUUGAAAUAAGCUCGUUCGCGCGGGAUGGGACGGCUUCGUGUAAAUAACUAUUGAUAAAUGAUUAUUAUUAUAUACAUAUAAAACGAAACGUAAUGAAAAAUAUACGAGCGCGGCGUCCAUCGAUGUCGCGAUUUCGUCGCGCAAUUUUUUUCAAAAUAGAGAGAACGAAAGCGCGCGAUUGAAUUCGCGCUCAAUUGCACUCGUGUCACGUUAAGUUAUUAUAUUAUUUUCUCAGUGUAUAUCCUUUCCAUUUUGAUUCGCUGUAGUAGUUCGUUGCCGUGUGUUGAAAGAUGUACGAAAGAUCCAAGGAUAGAACUUGAGUUAAGCUCCUUAUAGGUUUUACAGUUUGCUAUGACUUUUUUACUUUCGGAUCUAAAUCACAAUUCAAUGGCCACUUUUUAAAUAUUUUUUGAAAUAGAAAAUAUGAUGACAUCAUGAUAUAAAAGAAGUAAAGCUAACAAUAAGUCAAUAUGGUUUACAAAAUGUGUUACCGAUUUUAUGAUUUAUUUUCAGCCUUAAAAAUCUGAAAGCUCACAAAAGUGACGUUGAAAAUUGCUCUAAAAUGUUAUGCAACGUGACUUGAAUAAAAUCAUAGGAUUCUUCGUUCAUCUGCCUUUUCUCGGCCAACGAUCCGCAGCGCGAUCAAAUCCUCGAGUUAUUACAGUGCGACCGAAAAAAUCGUAUCCUGAAAAAAUAAUGGCGAUGUACAGAGAGCUGACAUAAGGGGAAUAUCAUUCAUAAUGAUAACGAAACAGGGUAGCCUAUCAAUUAUUAAGACAAUUUCAAAAACGAAGGCUGCACACUACAGACUGGGCCGUACGCGCGUCGUCCCGCGUCGUCGGGACGCGAUGAAAUCCGCGCGAGGAAUUCUCGACGAUUCGCAUUGAUACCGAAUUGACGAGGAAAUUAUUGAACGAUACCGAUCGUCGCACGUUGAGAAGCUAAAAAUCCCGCGGCUGCGAGUGCGCGUCCGCACUCGCGUCGUCGGGCGAUAUCUUUAUAUUGUAACGUCUGUAACAUAACUUCUGUACAUAUCUGGAAUUAUUGCUCACCGUAUCUCGUAAGAUUUAGUUAGUUUUGUAACUGUGAACCACUAUGUGCAUAAUUCACUUCGCGAGAAGCAACCUCGCGACGACGAAUGUUUCCUCCUGAAGCGAUGGAAAUCGUAUGACGCGAAGGAUGCGAGCCUCGUCUCUCCUUUGCGAAAACGUUCGCAAACAAGACGAAGAAUUGUACGGCUCGACUCCUCGCAGUAAACGAUGAUUUCUAUCCUUCUGACGUAUUGGCGGUAUCGCGACGUGAACAAGGCUUUAAUCUAGUAUUAACGCACCGAAUGUGCUAACAUUCUAAUAAUUAGCCGUCAUCCACCUGAAGAGAAUCACUCGUAUCUAUGAUUUAAUAGACACAUCUUGAGAAUUUAAUAUUUAUAUUCGCAUUUUUAUCAUGAACACCUCAUUUUUAAUUAAAUUACUCGUUAGAGAUUACUUGCAAGCUCUCGUCAUGUAUUAAGUUUCGUAUUAAAUACGCCCGUAAUAUGUAAAUGUUCCAUUUAUUAAACUAAAUAGGACAAAAAGAGGGAGAGAGAGAGAGAGAAAUGCAAUAUUUUAAUUAAGCCUUCAAGACUACAUCGAGUGUGGUAGUAAUAGCAAAGUCUCUUAUACUUCACGUGGAUGGUAGUUAAUUGCGAUCUCGUCGACGCGUGAAAUGAUCGAUGAAAGCCGUUGACAGAUAUCCGCGAAUCAUCCAUCCGGGGUUUCGCUUCUCGCGCAUCAUUCGAUCAUUCUGUACAAUUUUCACGCCGAUGUUACUGUUAACUAUUUAAGACCUCGGAACCUUCGAGCGCGUACAUCAGGACACCGUGUGUGUGUGUGUGUGUGUGUGUGUGUGUGUGUGCGUGCGUGUGUGUGCGUGCGCGCGCGCGCGUGUAAAAUGGUGAAUAAUGCAUAUAUAAAUAUCGUGCUUGCAAUGUGGUACUCACGAAUGCCGAAUGUACAGACGACAGAAAGCAAAGGGGAAGCCAUGCAACUCGAUCGCAAGUGCAUUCGGCACGAAAAGUUAUACAUACAGAUACACACGAUUUCUAUUAUUAUAACAAAAGAGAAAAAAAAGAGAAAAACGUAGAUUAAAAGAGGUAUACACGCGAGAAGUAACUACAAUCAAUGUACUGGAUGGUCCGAAUGGCGAUGUUAAAAUUAGAAAAAGUUUAUGUCGUUUGAAUCUUAGGAGUUUACGCCUUCUCUGCCGUAGGACCAUCCUAUACGUAUUAAUUGGUUAUCUGUCAAUUAUUAAUUGAAUUAUAUCAAUUUCUUCGCCUUUAGUCAAGGAAACGGGGGAUCUUCUAAUGGACGUAGCGUGGCGCGAUCGCGUUGUUGUAAAGUCAAAUUCCUAGGCAAUGUAAGCGACAGUCCUUUUAGCGAACCCGUUCGCAUAACGAAAGAAGAUAUUAUAAUUGCCUAACGGGGUGGGGAACGAGGAUUUUUCAAAUUUGUUGAUACUUUUCAUACUUUACGACUAGGAAUUAUGGCCUAUUACUACUAUUACGCAAAGUUUAUCCGCCGACUCGGUCGUUUUUACACAAAGAAUUCCUCACAAAGAGAGAAUCGCAUUCUCUACGCUUGUGAAAGCAUGUUUAAACUGCAUCCAAAAAUAAAACUAAAUAAUUUCUCGGAAUGGGAUCCCCCGUAAUGACAUAUGCCAUACAUCGGAAGUUAAUUAAUCUCACAUUGCCAUGUCAUUUAGGAUGCCAUGUAGGAUAUAUCUCUCGUCAAUUAACGCGUGCAUUUAAUUUUAUAUUGUCCAAAUAUAGUAAUUUAUUUAAAAACCAUCGCGUUUUUAACCAAAACCGAAUUCUCAAAACUACAACCAUUUUUAAAUAUUGACGCAACAUAACGUAAAUAGCAAACACAUAUAAAUCUCUUUUUUAAUAGCUUUCGGAGUUGCGCGAUAUAACUAUAUGAACACGUUAAGCCCCGAGGGGGCUUAAAUUAAUUAAAAUGCAAAUUAAAUCAACAAACGCACGGGAUUAAAGGAUUAAAAGACCACAUCGAGUCGAUCAGAAAUAUCGCGCGCGUGAACUGAGCUAGCUUUAAUUAAUUAAUGAAGUCUGAUUAUGUCACAGCAAGUAUACCAUUCCGAGGUACGCGCCCGCAGAUUUUCCCCGCAUUAUAAUCGCGGAGUGAAAAGGACCGAGCCGGCUAAAAUUCGUGAAUAGGAAAGUGACUUUUUAGAGAAUGAGCGUUCUCUCUUUGCGUGCUACUGCGUGCCGCGCGACGCGGUUCCGCGGAUACAUGAGUAUAAUCUAUUUCGAAUUCGACUGAACACGACACAUAGGAGAUAAUAUAUACCCCCAUAUUUUUCUCGAUGUUAAGCUUUUUCUCAGAACGUAUAUCGAGUGUACGUGCGUCUACAUGCGAAUCUGUCGACGCAUUUCGCGACGACGACGCGACAAAUCGCGGCUGAACGUUUCGACUUGAAAGUUCAAGUCGCGAAUCCCGGAUUCGGAAUGAUCACUUUCGCUCAAUUACUAGGUGGAAACGCGUUCAUUUCGAUGACAACCGAGAUCCUUCUCCCGACGAAAAUUAAAUUUCUUCCGCGGUCUCCUUGACGGCCGCCACCGUUACGGAUAGAGGAACAGUAAGCGGGGAAUAUUAAAAAAGUUCGUAGCCAUCCCUGCAUAGCUCUAUGUUACGUAUCUUCCGUGUGUAUGCGUGUGCGUGUGUAUGAUCAUUUUUCAGACGGAAUCAGAACUGUCCGAUUGAUUACGCAUUCGACAUAAUUGAUUGCAUUUUAAUACGUUGGGAACGGCACUCUCGCGUACUCUCGGGAACAAGUAAUCGACGUCGAUGCAUCUGUCGCUCCCAUUUCGUUUGCCCGGCGCGAUACUUCGCGCGAAAAACGCGGCAAUAAUGGAGAACGCUACUCUGAAAACGAAUCGGUCGCUUCGAAAAAAGAUAUUGAUCACGCGGGAGAAACUCUCCGGGAGCAGAGGAAAUUUAUCGCAACUGUUUAUCGUUAGAUGUCCGUUUUGCAAGCAUCAUUAUAAGUGAGACACAAUUUCGAACUUGUUAAGCGCUAUCGUAACUAAUCUAGAGAGUCAAAUUAAAGAGUAAAACUAAUUCACAGAAAUUGUUGAUCGAAGAAAUUAGAUGCGUACAAAACACCAGUAAAUAAAUUUUUACAUAAAAAAAAUAUAUAAAGAAAGAAUAAACCAGUCCCGUGAUCAAGCAGUAUACAUCGUAAAGAUGUACAGUCAUCUGCAUCGACAAAUUGUUAUAUGUAGUGUACAAAAACAUUCUUGUACCACGACUUGACCGCCGAUGUUCGUCUAAAUCAUGAUGAAAAUCAUAACACCGCGAGCAAAACAUAUCCACUACGUAUCAAACUGAUGUUGACGAGUUUUACUAUAGACUUUAGUUAUUGUACAAUACUGUCAAGUUGACGGCAAUCAACGUGAUUUAUACAAGAUAGAAUUUCACAAAACGCAGAAACAUAUUCGUAUAAGGUAAUACAUUUCGUCACUCUACUCGAGAACAAGAACUUUUGUUAGGAGUACCAUCUGUACAUACGCGCAAUGUCGAGCAGACUCUUCAAGAAUCGAUCUCUUUUGAAUCAAGUGUGCCGACUACUGUAAACCUUCUGAACUGAUAGCUUUAAUGAAUUAAUUAAUUAUUAUUUACAGCGGGUUAAAUUUGUACUCUCUAAAUCUUGAAACAUAUAUCGAUAGCUAAAUUAUCAUUAUAAUAACGGUUGUUUGAAAGUGGAAGCGGCUGGACACACCAAUUGCAUAAGUACAGGGUUCUCACCUUUUUUUCUGCUAAAUUCGUCAAAUUUUCUUUUGACGAAUGUAGCUUCGAUUUUGUCCAACGACGGAAUCUAAAUUCGUCUAUCGAAACAAUAACAAUAACAUCGCACUAGUAAAAAUAUGAAACGUAUUAAUUUACUAUGAAAAAGAACACUUUUACGUCGCGACAUCACGAAUUUGUUAUCAGCAAAUCUAAAAAUUCACUUUUCAUAAAAAAAGAAAACGUAUAACGUGACAUACAUCGUUACUCGAUUUCAUCGAUGUGGAUUAAUUAGGAACGAUCGUACCUUGUUAUUCGCAUUCUCGAUUUUUUUUCCAUCGUACAUGUACGUCGAACUUGCAAUAAAAUUGCCAAAUUUUACGUGAACCUUCAAUUCGAAAAUAAAGUUUAUUUCGCAAUGACGUUCAAUUAAAGUUACAUCAAACAGAAUACGCUCGAACAUGUGUAACAUAUCAUGUCCAUUACUCGUUCGUAUCGCAGAGCCUCGAUUGCAAUUAUCGCUAUCGAUUAAAUUAAGAUUGAAUUCCGAAUUCUUCGCAUGUACCUGUAGCAUUAAUAAACAAGGAAAAGAGAGGAAAGAAAAACAGGCAUAAGAAACGCCAACAGAGAUUACAUGCAAUGUUCGCACAAGAUCUUCCGUUAAAAACGAUCGAAAGAGAGAGAGAGAGAGAGAGAAAAUAGAAUGAAUGAGACCGUGUCAGAAUGCGACAGAGUGAAUGAGCGAAGAUUUUUUGCAAUAACGUGCUUCCGAUACGUUAAAUAUGAAGAUUAAAACUGAUGCACUUUUGGUGAGUUUUUUAUUUACGAGACACAGACUGUGUCACACAGUAUCGAGAUACGAGGAAAAUUAUUCUGGUUAAACGUUAAUAUAAUAUCAACCGAUACAGACGUGAUAAACGCUGUGACGUUAGUUUAAAAUAAAAAUUACCAUGACAACUCGUAACAAGUCCUGGUACCGAGCGUGGACGCUUACCGUAUUCAUGGUGCGGUAUUGCAAGAACUCCCCGGUGUAUGUAUGUAUGCGUGAGUCUGAAAAUUUUAUUACAACGCAAAAUGGUCAAUCUAUUUCGAUAUGACAGUGUGCCAAUAAUUCUUCAUCCCAGUAUAGCUAACGUACGUCACGUUUUUUAUUCGUUUUAUAUCGUACCGAGGUCUCACGAAUCCAAUCGAGGCCGCGCGAUCUGUCUCACUCUUCUUCUUGCUGUGCUUUUUUUUCUUUAUUCUACACGCGCAUGAUAUUGUCGUAAGAAUAUCGUAAGUACAAAAAGGUAUUACGAUUACUUUGAAUUUUCGAUGUUUCUCGCACAGUAGAGCCGGUAGAUAUCACUCGUAUCCUACCAUUCCUCAGCUUAAUCCAGAUAUACAUUUGUUUUUACGCGGCGAGAUCCUCCUCCAACCGCGAUCCUGAUUUACACGCGAGUGAGGGAACGACCUGCAACGAUGUAAAUACAUAAAUUGCACCAGAAGUCCUGUUUAAACAGAGAUUUUCGACGAUCAAACGCCAAACGUGCGAAAGAAUAGAUCCUAAUCUCGCGCUUAAUUUGAGCCGGUAUUUUAACGAAAAUUUAAUACAAAGCCGAACGGCAAUUGCGUGCAAAAUGAAUAUGUUGUGAUAAAUAACGACGUGCAAUUCAAUCUCUUCUGUGCAAAAAGUCAAUUUCAACUUCAUGAAAGGAAUUGUUAUUAGGAGGACGUGCGCAAUUUCUGAUACGCUCUGUGCAAUACGCAGUCCCCCAUUCUUGCGGAGCGUAUCUCUUUUCAAGUAUUUCUUUUAAAACGUAAAAAGCCAAAGAGAUUUUAUUUUACGUUACAUUACAAGUGUAUUAUCCGAGUUACGUCCUGUACGUGAUCGCAUGAUUUGUGUGCACGUUCACUGAGUGCUUUAAUUAUUUUUAUUAUUUUUAUAUACGCGUGUUACAUUUUCGUGUGAGAUUGCUGCAGCUCGAAUUAACAAUUUUCCAUCAAGUUCAAAACUGAAAAUUAUUAUUUUACGUCAUUUUUGUAAAUAUAUUCGAUUACAAAUAUCCUUGUAAAACAUUGUACAAAAUUAUUAAUUAAUUGUUAUUAUCACAUAAUUAAUAUUUUAUGAUUUUAUUGUAAUCGAAAAAAUGCUGUGUCUUUAUUAGUCACAUGUUACAAAUCGUGAGAAUUUUUCAGUUGCAUCAAUCACACAUCCUGAAAGUGUAAUACCUAUGAAUGUGUUAAAACCGCAAUUCUUACUUGCAAUACGAUUUUAUAGCUUCAGCAAUAUAUAUAUGUACGCAAUCGAUUAUUAUUUUAUGUAUUAUAUAAUUUUUAUUGGUGAUCGCAUAUUCGUGCAAGACGGUUAGAAUGAUAAUUAUUAUCAUCACGUUAUUUAUAGUUCAUUUACGUACUUAUUGUUAAGCGACUAUAGUGCCGUUUAUUUUAUGUUUUUCGUAGAGUAUAAAGAUGUAUAUAUCGCCCUGAUGUUAUUAUAUUUUAUUAAAUAUCUGCCAUAACGUAGCUCCCCCAUAGCGUUUUCUUCUGUUCUCGCGCAUAUCGUUUUUUUUUAUUUCUUUUUCUUUCUUUCGUUAUUCAUACUUCGAAUAUUACAGCGUUCUAUUUUUUUUCACUCUUUUAUCCGGUACACGAUUAUCGACGCGUCGAUAUAUUGGAAAUUACAUCGUAUCUCGCUUCCGCGUAACGGUCUAUGUGUUUCUCAUUUUGUGUAAGGCCAGGACAAAACACGAUAAUCUUUGUGCGGCCAGCGUUGCAUCAUUGCAAAGAAAAUGCUAAGAGCUCCCGAGUCAAUCGUGUUUUCUUGAAAGGGCACAUUAACAUAUGCAUCGGUACACCAUUCUAUUUAAUAGCAACGUGCAGGGUCAAGGGGAGUAAUUGCGAUGCUACGGUAAACUUGACGUUACAAUUUUUUCUCGAACCGUAAAAGCGAUAACAAUUAUAAGUUCGUUGAAUAAUGGCAACUCAUGUAGAGUAUGUACAUUAUAAAGCUGAGAAAAUCGAUGAUUAUUUCAGCAUCUUGUUAUUGGAAAAUAUUAUCAUAUUUUACCCAGAGUACCACGAUUAUCCCGGCGAAUCGUAAAUUCUUGUCAGAAAGAUGUCAACGAGAAAAUAUUCUGCGAAAAUCUCCUGCGAGUAUCUCGCAUAAACGAUAUUUUCGUUUGAUUCCCGAAGAAAUGCAAAAUUGGAUUGGAUCUGUCGAGAUUAUCUACUUAAGAGAUUCGCUUGCAUCUCUCGCUUCCUGAGUUCUCGAAUAGCACGCUACACUUUCCAAAGUACUCGACUUUACGUGAAUAGCGAAGAACGAUGAAUUUGCACACUUUCCAUGUAUGUGCCUCGAAAAGUGAGACUUUCUUUGCCGUAUCUGCUCGAGUAUAUAGUCUUCUACGUCCCUCGUAAUCGUACGAUUCCGUUGUAUUAUACUAUCGACGAUGAUUUUCAGGGAAGGCUUAGCGAAACGAGGAUUGCUUUGUGAAUAAUGUAAAACAUUUUCCCGUAACUUCCGCGCCUCGCAGUCAAGAUGGAAAAUUAUUUAUAAUUUUAAUCGCUUCGAUCGGUGGCCUGUACUUUCAUUCCCUGCGAGGCUUGGAACUUCAUCUCGGUGUUAUUCGACUGAUCUCUGUGCAAACGUGCGCGCAAAGCGUUUCACGAAGAUCACGUGUGUGUAUCCAUUUCCAAGGGAGAGAACAAAUAAAAUAGAUUACUUCAUAUAACAUACAGUUGAGCAAACUGUAAUGAAAGCAAUGAAAGAAAAUAAUGCUAUUUUUAUAUGUUGCACUUCAUCAUCAUCCGCCGUAACGACCCGUAGUUGUAUGAGAAAGAUCUAUUUCAGUUUUCGACUCGUAUCGAUUGGGCCAUUUCGUGUCAUUCCGAAAAUCUUGCCGAGAAGUGUACAUUAUAUCGCAAAUUCUAAACGAAUACAAUCUCAUGUAAAUCAAACGUAGCUGUACUGAAAAAUUGAGAAAAAAGACACCAAAAGAAUUUACUUAAAAAUUAAUAAAUAUCUACUUCAAUAAUGCGAUAAAAAUUUGAGUACUUUUCUUACAUCUUUAAUAAUGAUCUGCAAAGUAUUGCGAAGAUUGUCGCAACAAAUAUUUCAAGACAUUAUUUACACGAGGAUAUUUAUACGACAUUAUUCGUGUAAUCUGACAAGAAAUGACCCAAUAAUAUUACCGUCAUAAUAUUUAGCAGCUUAGAACAAUCGAAUCGAUGAAAAAAAAGGAUAUCUCGGAAGAUGAUCCAAGAGAUGCUCUUGCUCACAGAUAAUCUAGAGUACUAUAGUAAGAUUUACUAUUAUUGUAUUAUUACUAAUAUAUCUACAUUCCUUUUCAGAAUCUACCACUAUUACUUUACGAAGCUAUCUGUAAAUAAGUAUUUUGUAUUCCUGCAAAAAAGAAUAAAAUUAAGAAUCAUUAUAA